AUGCGGUGCUUGCUGCACAGACUAAGCAGCACCGUGACACUUCGUGAGGCGCCGCAGACUUUGGCGCUGGAGGACUGCACCUACAAACUCGGAGACUUUGGACUGGCUGCAUGUGUUAUGCCUGACGAGGUUCUGCUGGACCAAGUCGGUUCACCUUCCACAUCUGCGCCGGAGGUCGUACGUGGGCGUCCUUAUGGAAAGCCUGCCGAUCUGUGGUCCGCUGGAGCAGCCAUCUAUACCCUCCUCGCAGGCCUCAUCCUACCAUCAAAUGGUCAAGGUCAUGAGCAAGGCACGACGAUCGCAACGGAGCGUGCGGUGACGGAGCGUUGGACCCGUCGUUUUUGGUGGGUGAAACAACGGAGGUGGGGCAGCGACGAUUGA
This is a messenger RNA of Cladocopium goreaui, 381 nucleotides long. NCBI's taxonomy places the organism in Eukaryota, Dinophyceae, Suessiales, Symbiodiniaceae. The record is from the annotation of a GenBank genome assembly.